UGUAGCGUGGAUUUGUAAUGGGUCAUGAGAAAAUGGGGUGGUGAGAGUGUUUCCUGACUGGAAGAAAGGCCUAGUUUAUGUGCCAUUACAUCGAAACAGGCUAAAUCAUUCACUUUCGCUAGCCAGUAGAAUUGGUUAUUUGUUUUAAUAGACUGUGUUUGUGCUAAUUUUAACAGUCCUGGUAGUUGCAUCAAGUAUUAAUAGUAUUCGUUUCAGAUUUUUAAGUGGGUGCGUAAUCGUGACGUAACAGAGUAGAACCGUUGACAGAUGUGUUCCUAUACGGUACACGUAUGUAAUACUCUAAAGAUAUUAUAUACUCACAGUCGCAUAUAAUGCACUGUAAUACGUCUACUUAAAUGCCUUAAGGAUGUACAUGUACAGCGGGAGGAAGAAGUAACAAUAUUUUAUGAGUGAUUGGCAUGAAAUGGCGUUUUCUGAGUAACAUUGGCUAAAGUUUCGUAUCCAAGAACAUUCGGGAAGUAUGAAGCCAACAAAACAAUGCUUGUUGCUGCAAGAAGUUUGGAUUGUUUGCCAAAAUUUAUGACUUCUAGACAGAAAACCACCAGAUAAACCGAUUUAAAAAUAUUUCUUGGUGUCUAUUUUAUUAUUUUUUUUUCAUGAACACGUAUCGGUUACUUUUGUUUGGUUUUGUCUUAUUCAUUCAAAGAGGAUUGCUUUUGUCUCAGUGUCCAUUAGGAUGACCUUGGAAAGUUCGCUGACAGCAAAGAAAGUAGAAGCUCAAGAAAAACUAAGUUUGCAACCAGUGUUUUGAGAUUAUCUGUUCUGUCCUAAGUGUAGACAUUACUUGCUAGAGCUUUAAUUGCGAAAUUACACCCGUCUCUCGGAUUCUCGAGCUUUAAAACCAAAUAUUAUGGAGGUCAAACAUAAUACUCAGAAAAAUAAUUAAUUUUUAUUUGUCAAUGCUUUAAAAUGAAGUAUAUAAAGCAUACACAACCACUAAAUACUGUUACGAAGCAUGGUCGAUAAGUGGCUCUUAUUACAUUGUCCAAGGAAAGUGUAAAGAAAACUUUGUUUUCGACAACAAGAGAGUUGGCGAGGAUGGAUAAAGAGAAGCUGGUUUAUGAUCAAGAUCAACAAAAUGGACCAAUAGAUCUAAGUAUCAAAUCUUCUGAAGCUACGCACGAGCAUGAAUGUGAAACCAGAAGUCUUAAAACAUCAAAUAACUCUCCAGGAAUACAAACGCGGGCUAAGAAGCUCGUAAACUCCGAGUCAGAUGGAAAGUGGCGGGACAUAGCACGUGGUGAAAGUUUUUUCUCUGUGGUUUCACCUUGGUUAAUCAAGUCUCAAAAGUUCGACAAAACGUUUCUUUCCGUAGAUUCAACUGCUGAGAACACUCCAGGGGAAUUUCCUUCAUCUCCCCCUCUCUUGCCAACUGCCAGUAUCGAUAGCUGCCCCAUUGUGUACGAUGUUGUAGGAAAAUCUUAUUCCUUACUUAAGCUUUCUGAUGGACAGGUGUACCCCAUUCCACUAGAUUCCUCUGCCAGUAACAUUUCACAAAAAAAUUAUUUAAUUAAGUAUGAUGUAAACGAAAAAGAUGUAUGUAAAAGUGGAAAUAAGUCUCAUUCUAAAUUAUGUGGUGUGAAUUCUAUGACUAUGAACAAAGAAGAGAAAUGCACCUAUGAAUGCUGUACAAAGAAACAUUUUGGCCACUUAUGUACGUCGAAAUCCAGUUCUAGGCUAAUUGACAGAAAUUUAAGUACUAUUGGCAAAACAUUGGUUUUGCGUAAAAAUGACUUACUUAGUACACCAGUAGCUACCCAUAACACACAAUCCUCUUCAAUUCUACAUUCCAAUAAAGUAACAAAACAUAACACCAGUUCACAAGAAACUUCGUUGCAGUUUAAAAAUGAACGUGAGUGUGAGGAUUCGUCAGAAGAGGGCGGGUUGCCUGAAGAUCUUUCCGUUAGUAAAUUACCUCGUCAUUUAGAUGAUUUAAUUAGUAGACCAUUAACUACAGGCUCUCAGAUAAAUUGCAACAGAAUAAGAAAAUCCGCAAGCUUUUGUGACAUCUCUCGCAGUACUUUAGAACAAGAACAAAAUCACAUUUUAGACAUGUCCAAAAGUAAAUCAGACACUGAAACUCCAGCCUCGUCACCUAAUCCUAAAAUCAGUUCGUCCCUAUAUACUCUAAAUGAUAUUGACGAUAAUAGAAGCCUAAUGGAAAAUCGGACUUUUUUGAAGUUCGCGAGCAAACAUAAAUAUCUAAAACAAAAGAAAGGAAGACAGGUAUUAUCCAAGUUAUUAACGUGUCGGCCAAUAACUCUUGAAGUAAAAGGUGAACGGUCAGAUAAUCUCCAGUACCACGAUGAAGAACCUUUGACCUCUCAUAAUUGGUGUCAAAAUUUAUCAAUAUCACCAAAUGACAGAAACUCUUUUCUGGAAGCCUUGCACCAAAUAGUGCCAUGCGGAUACCCCUUGAACGUUUAUGAAUAUUAUACUUAUCUUAUCCAGAUGUAUCACAGCCAUGAAGCAUUGAAACAUCGAGUAGGUCUAACAGGAACACCAGCUGAAUCGGUAAUCCCAAACAAUACAUCUUCUUCUGCUCCUACAUCACAAACUCUAGAGUCUCCUGAACAAGAUUCCCCACUUUUGGAGGGCGAGAACGUGAGCUGCGCUGCUAAAAAGCAACCUACACGAGCCCUCACUGGCAAACACGUGAAAUACGGAACUGGUGCGAGUCCCUCUAUACUGCUCACCCUUAGACAAAAAAUUCAAGAAAGGCAAAAAGCAAAAGAACUCGCCAUAACCGACAACGUUAUAUCAAAUGAGAAAACAGAAGAAGCCGGAAGAAAACGAAAGAAAUCAAGUCUUUCUAAACAUUCUACUAAACGUAAUAGACAACAGAAGAAUAAAGAAAAUGAUGUAAAGAUUAAGUAAAGCGAUUUUUUCUAAUAAUGUGAUAUUUAUGUGUGAAUAAAAUAUGUAUUUUCUGUAUAUGUAACUAAGUAAUGUAAUGCAUUCCAAUCCUUAAAAAAGUCAAGUAAUUUGAUGCAAUCAUAAGGGAUCAAUCUCGGUUUGUAUAGCGCAUAAAAUCAAGCUGUUUUGUUUAAUUCAGAAUUCUGAAAAUCUUUACAUCAAAUAUGAAAUUAACUUUUGUGCUUGUAGCAUAAUUUGUUUUAUAAAUCAAUGCACGUAAAUUUAGUAGUGUAUUACACUUUCUA
This is a messenger RNA of Limulus polyphemus (Atlantic horseshoe crab), 3182 nucleotides long. RefSeq lists its product as uncharacterized. Lineage: Eukaryota; Metazoa; Arthropoda; Merostomata; Xiphosura; Limulidae. Bases 1060 to 2898 code for a protein of 612 amino acids. The transcript is spliced from 2 exons. The record is from RefSeq and is a predicted model, not a curated record.